UUAAAUAUUUCCCAAGUGUUGGCUUCUUUUGACGUUGUGGAUCUUAUGGAAUGUGCCUUUCGAUGCAUCACAAAUUCAACAUGCUUGUCGUUUAAUAUCGCCAUAUUACCCUUUGCGAAUGCUACUAAUUAUGCAUGUCGUCUGUUGCCUUCAGACAAAUACAAUCAGUCCAGCAAUUUUGCACCGAGUCAGGAAUUCCAUCACUAUGCCAUAGUGGUAGGUUAUACAUGCAGUAAAAAAAAAAAACUGUUAUGUUAUUGAGAGAGUCUUGCUGAUGAAGUGAAUCAGUGAUUUCUAUUUUGUUUCAUUAUUGUAAAAGAAAAGCUUGCCAGUAAUACCUUGUCCAACGCCAAUCCAAUAUAAACGUUUCACUUCAAUUCAAUUUACACUGACUUCGAACAGAAGUAAUUCAUAAGUGCUCCUACUAACGAAGAUCGCUUGCUUCAAGUUGUAAAAAAAAAAAACAAACAAAAAAAAAAAACAAAACAAAAAACAUUCUUUGUUGUUCUGUAAUAAAAUGGAGUAGUCAUUUUUUUCUCGUUUGGGAUCAGUUUUAAGUGAUUGCCAUCCGCUUGCAGGCUGCAUUCAUUUUGGUGUUUUCAUCAUACGUUUUACUUUUCCAGACUUAAAUAAUGCGAAAGGAGUUUCUUGGGCCAAAGGAUGAAGCUCCAACAACGAAAGCAAUAGCAACAGUAACAACAACAUUAUCAGCAAAUAGCAAGCUUUGUUGAUGUUGUUGCUUUUGAAUGACAAUAAAAGUUUAAAAGUGCAAAUUUAAGUAAAAAUAUAUUAUGGAGAAAAAAAAAAGAACUGAAAGAAUAACUAAUUAUUAAAAAGUUAACUUAGUUGUGAAGGGUAGACUAUCGAUUUUAAUGACAGUUUCAGAAAAUUAUUGGCAAAAUCAAAGGAUAGCAAUUGUAACAAAAUACAGAAACAAACACACAAAAAAACUACAAUACACCAGCAUUGCAUUUCAAUAAAUACACUGACGUGUUCAUUCAAUUACAAAACAUCAAUUUUGCUACUGAAUUGCUAAAUUACUGGCGUUUAAAUCAAAGAUGGUGAUUUAUCCUCGCACGUACACGCAAAUUCAUAGCCCUACCGUGGUACAGGGAGGGAGGGGAAGGGGGGGGGAGGGAGGGGGUUGAUGGAACUGGUAUUGUUAAACACUCCUUAGCCGCUUCUAUAGACGGGUGGACCAUGGGAAGAGGCGUGGGGCUGAGAGAAGGUCGGCAUAACAGCUAAUACUGACAUGAAUGUUUAAACCUCAUCAAAGUUCGGACUUACUAUUGUAAAUUUCCUUUCAGAGUCCAUGUGAAAACUUUCCAUGUAAAAAUGGUGGAAGCUGUCGAUCAUUGUACAAGGAAAACAGCUAUGUAUGCCACUGUAGUGAAGGUUUCUCAGAAAAUCACUGUGAUACA
Molecule: messenger RNA, 1421 nt
Organism: Porites evermanni
Lineage: Eukaryota; Metazoa; Cnidaria; Anthozoa; Scleractinia; Poritidae
Source: the annotation of a GenBank genome assembly